This is a messenger RNA of Chlorocebus sabaeus (green monkey), 1460 nucleotides long. RefSeq names its product C1q and TNF related 5 (gene C1QTNF5). Lineage: Eukaryota; Metazoa; Chordata; Mammalia; Primates; Cercopithecidae. The record is from RefSeq and is a predicted model, not a curated record. Gene Ontology annotation, molecular function: protein binding. Gene Ontology annotation, cellular component: plasma membrane; cell projection.
CUCAAGUCUUUCUACCCCUCCUUUCUCCCCCUAAACUUUGGCCGGCCGCCGGGCGACACCACGAGUUAGUUAUUUCCCAGCUAUUUCCCGGUCCGGGAGCUCUUGGCCCCCGAACAACUGGUUUCCUCUUGGAGUCUGGGAGGAGAAGAGCGGAGCCGGCAGGCAGCGAACCAGGACUGAGGUGACGGCAGGGCAGGGGGCGCCUCGCCCGGGAGAGGCGCAGGGGCUGGAGCACCACCGACUGGAGGGUCCGGAGUAGCGAGCGCCCCGAAGGAGGCCAUCGGGGAGCCGGGAGGGGGGACCGCGAGAGGACCCUGGCGUUCGGGCUCCCGGUGCCAGCGCUAUGAGGCCGCUCCUUGUCCUGCUGCUCCUGGACCUGGCGGCCGGCUCGCCCCCACUGGACGACAACAAGAUCCCCAGCCUGUGCCCGGGGCACCCCGGCCUUCCAGGCACGCCGGGCCACCACGGCAGCCAGGGCUUGCCGGGCCGCGAUGGCCGCGACGGCCGCGACGGCGCGCCCGGGGCUCCGGGAGAGAAAGGCGAGGGCGGGAGGCCGGGACUGCCGGGACCUCGAGGGGAGCCCGGGCCGCGAGGAGAGGCGGGACCCGCGGGACCCACCGGGCCUGCAGGGGAGUGCUCUGUGCCUCCGCGAUCCGCCUUCAGCGCCAAGCGCUCCGAGAGCCGGCUGCCUCCGCCGUCUGAUGCUCCCCUGCCCUUCGACCGCGUGCUGGUGAACGAGCAGGGACAUUACGACGCCGUCACCGGCAAGUUCACCUGCCAGGUGCCUGGGGUCUACUACUUCGCCGUCCAUGCCACUGUCUACCGGGCCAGCCUGCAGUUUGAUCUGGUGAAGAACGGCGAAUCCAUUGCCUCUUUCUUCCAGUUUUUCGGGGGUUGGCCCAAGCCAGCCUCGCUCUCGGGGGGCGCCAUGGUGAGGCUGGAGCCCGAGGACCAAGUGUGGGUGCAGGUGGGUGUGGGUGACUACAUUGGCAUCUAUGCCAGCAUCAAGACAGACAGCACCUUCUCCGGAUUUCUGGUGUACUCUGACUGGCACAGCUCCCCAGUCUUUGCUUAAUGCCACUGCAAAGUGGGCUCACGCUCACUCCUAGGAGGAGGGUGUGACGCUGACAACCAGGUCAUCCAGGAGGGCUGGCCCCCUGGAAUAUUGUGAAUGACUAGGGAGGUGGGGUAGGGGCCUCUCCGUCCUGCCGCUGCCAAGGAAUGGGGACAGUGGCUGUCUGCAAUCAGGUAUGGCAGCAUGGGGCAGUGACUGGAUUUCUGCCCAAGACCAGAGGAGUGUGCUGUGCUGGCAAGUGUGAGUCCCCCAGUUGCUCUGGCCCAGGAGCCCAUGGUGGGGUGCUCUCUUCCUGGUCCUCUGCUUCUCUGGAUCCUCCUCACCCCCUCCUGCGCAUGGGGCCGGCCCUUUACUCAGAGAUCACUCAAUAAAUCUAAGAACACUC